Messenger RNA from Pimephales promelas (fathead minnow), 4363 nucleotides. RefSeq names its product vascular endothelial zinc finger 1b (gene vezf1b). Gene Ontology annotation, cellular component: nucleus. The record is from RefSeq and is a predicted model, not a curated record. NCBI's taxonomy places the organism in Eukaryota, Metazoa, Chordata, Actinopteri, Cypriniformes, Leuciscidae. Gene Ontology annotation, biological process: regulation of transcription by RNA polymerase II. Gene Ontology annotation, molecular function: DNA-binding transcription activator activity, RNA polymerase II-specific; RNA polymerase II cis-regulatory region sequence-specific DNA binding.
UGGCCCUCGGGGUUACAGGAAGUUGUAGCAGCUGCCAUGUUUAGCUGCUUUGUUGUAGAUUUCUUGUAGGUUUCCUGCAGAUUUUUUUAAGUGUUGCAAUGGAGCCGAGCUGGAGUUCAUUUUUAUUUCAGACAUUCAGAGAGGUGGAUCUGGACUAUCCCCACCCCAUUAGACGUCCAGAGAGGAGGAGUUGGACGUCAUUUGACUCUGCACAGGCCAAUGAAGCCCUCCACCACCAGCAUCAGGUCUCGCAGAACAGUCUUCUGCCUCUGCUCAACUCUGAGCCGCUGGAUCAAAAGCCUGUUCUUCCCAUUCCGCUCGACCAGAAGCCCCCUGUCAGUGCGGCUGACCUCCUCAAAGACAACAUGGGCGGCGGGACAGGUGGAGGGGGAGGAGGAGGAGGAGGUGGUGGCGGCGGUGGUCCGGUGGUUAUAAAGAAGGAGCCCAAGUCGAAGACGCCCUUCAUAUGCGGCUACUGUAACAAGGCCUUUCGGGACAGCUACCACCUCCGGCGGCACGAGUCCUGUCACACGGGCAUUAAGAUGGUGUCACGGCCCAAGAAGACAACCACAGCGCCCACCAUGGUGCCUCUCAUCUCCACUGUGCCACGCGACAACAACGGCAACCCCUCCUACGUCUCUACGAUGGCGGGCAUCCUUACCACGGCCACCACCUCUGCGUCCACGGCCGCAGGCAUCAUGUCAGUCCUGCCUCAGCAGCAGCAGCCGGCCGUGCCCAAAAAACCCCCCAAACCUGUGAAGAAGAAUCACGGCUGCGAGAUGUGCGGCAAGGCCUUCCGUGACGUCUACCACCUCAACCGCCACAAGCUCUCGCACUCGGACGAGAAGCCCUUCGAAUGCCCCAUCUGUCACCAGCGCUUCAAGAGGAAGGACCGCAUGACGUACCACGUGCGCUCGCACGACGGCGGCGUGCACAAGCCGUAUAUCUGCUCCGUUUGUGGGAAAGGCUUCUCGCGGCCGGAUCAUCUUAGUUGUCAUGUCAAGCAUGUGCACUCCACAGAACGACCCUUUAAAUGCCAAGUAACGGCCUGCACGUCCGCCUUUGCCACCAAAGAUCGUCUACGUUCACACAUGAUACGACACGAAGGCAAGGUUACCUGCAAUAUCUGCGGGAAGAUGCUGAGUGCCGCCUACAUCACCAGCCACCUCAAGACCCACGGACAGGCGGGCUUCACAUCCCCCUGUAACAAAGACUCUAACAACGUGUGCAACUCUGCCUCAAUCACGUCAGUCACUGCUUCAACCGCAUCCAACACUACGGCCAUGAACCGCGGCACCGCAAGCAACCCCGUCACCAUCGCCGCCCAGAUGAACAUCACCACCAACACAGUCAAUAUCACCUCCCCUGUCAGCCUUCAGCACCCUGUCACCAUCACUACUCCCGUCAACAUCGCCUCGGUCAACAUCCCAGCCACGGGGCCCAUGAACAUCGCCCAUCCCGUCGCCAUCACUUCUCCCAUGUCAAUGAACAUCACCGGUCCGCUCAAUAUCGCCAUGAGGCCGAUGGAAAGCAUGCCUUUCCUCUCGCAAGUCCUGCCUUCCUCCCCGCCCUGGUAGAACCGAACGCCUCUCCUCGUAAACCUCAUGUCUCCUGUUAUAGUCUUCCUCUCCAGCUGUGAGGGAAAAUGAGCCUGGAGGAAUGGCGAGUCUAGGAAAACAACAGUUCGCAGCGGCAAGGAAUCAUGUGGAAGUUAGCCGGCACUUUGCUCGGCUGAGAGAGCAGCAGAUCCAGAUUGUCUAGAGUUUAGUGACGGACAGAAAAAAAAAAUAGUUAUUGCAUGGAGUGGAAGACUGACAUGCUGUAUGUUUGGUGAUUUCACUUUUCUAGUGCCAGAAAAUCCUUGCCAGUCGACUGUUUGAAGUGGAGCACGUUGCCGCUUCAUUGUUAGCGUUAACGGUUUAAGGACUUUGGCAAAUAUUAACUGUGAGGAUUUUAUUUUUGUUACGUUAGCUUGCUUAUCAGUAUUUCAUAGUUUUAUGCAUUUUAAGGAGUCACGUACAACAAAAGGGACAGUGGCUUCAAAUAAUAGAAGAUGAGAGGUUUUUUUUGUUAUUUUUGAGACAAUACUCUACAAAUGAGGAAAACUAAAAUGUAGAAUACGUUUUUAAAAGGCCUCCUUAUGUUGUAAGCCUUUUAAUCUGUAGCUGUGUUUAUUAUUAUUAUUAUUAUUAUUUUUUAUAGGUAAUCUUUGCAGUUGGUCAUUCUUGAUUGUAGAAUAAUUGCAUUCUGUUUCAAUAGCUGGGAUAUUCUUCUGCUUAGUGGGGUUGAACAUUUACAGUAACAAUCUGAUGAACUCUUGCACUGAACACAUAUCUCUUUAGUGACUAUUCUGACGGCAGUAUUAUCUUAGAUCAAAUAUUUUGAGCGUUCAUAUAGAUGCCUGGUCACCAAGUGGCCGACUUCAACACUGAAAGGUCAAUUUUUAUCCUGAAUCUUCUCUUAAGAGCAUUUAGUUUUGUAGCCGUGACGUCUCUGCUCUUCCUUUCUGAAGGACGAGGGCUGUUUUUUCCUUAGGACCUUUUGCUCAGGAAAUAUGCUGAGGGUGUCCCAACUUACUCUGCUCCUGUAGUGUACAGAAUCAUGCCUAACGCUUUCUUCCAGGCCUGAGCAAUUAUCACACUAAACGUUGUUUCCUUCAUCGGUCGAAUACUGAGACGCACCUCAAGAGGUCGAGGUGCCAAAUACUCUUUAGCUGUUGACGUGAUCGUCCGUUACAGGAGCAUUAAGUUGACCUCUGUUGCUGUUUGUUUACCCCAGUCACAGUGAAAACCAAAACUGCCUUCAAAUUGUCAGGGUUUGUCAUCUUGUUCUGAGUAACCCUGUUCAAAAUAACAGAAUCGGCCACCGCAAUUAUCCCCAAACUAGCUUUUCUCUUCGAUUUCCUCUCUGAGUGGGAUAUAUAAAAGCAAUAUGCCUUUCUCAGACCAGCUGCCAGCCCAUUUUAUGUGUUAUGAUAUGGGGAAACUGAUGCAAGGUAUGUUGACACGUGUUACCCUCUAAACUGGGCUUGCGUGCGCUUGUGUAAUGUGAAUGAGUCUCAAACAAAGAGUAAAACCAGCUGAAUGUGAUCGUACUUUAACUGAUGAUGUCAUAGCUACCACCGUCUGGGUGUAAAUUGCUGAAAAAGGGUUUAGUUUGUAUUAACUCACACCCCCAGUGUUUCCCAACCAGAGUUGAUCUGGUAGAAAAAAACAUUUGUGGUCUUAAAGGGUUAUUUCACCCAAAAAUGAAAAUUACUCCCCCUCAUGUCGUUCCAACCCCGUAAGAUUUUCGGAACACAAGUUAAGAUAUUUUCAAUCCCUUAGAGGCCUAUGGAGGGAAUUUGUGUUGCGAAGGUGAACGAAAGUCUUACGGGGUUGAAACAACGUGAGGGUGAGUAAUUAUUGACAGCAUGUUCAUUUUUGGAUACACUAUCCAAAGUUAGUAUUACAUGGACUUACAUGUAGGCAUGCGAAAGCUAAAAUAACUUAAUGGCCUAUUUAAUUUUUCGUUCCGUUUGUUUUAAAUGUUGCCUUUAGUCGAGGCGGAUUAUUUCGGAUGAGGUUUGUGAACUGGAAUUUGAGGAAUGUGACUGAAAACACUACAACAACAACAACAAAAAAAAGAAAGAAAGUGUUUUUAAUUGUACUCGUGAUUAAAUGUGUGUCCUUCCGCAAUGGCGUCACUUCCGUGCCUGAACUGCAUGUCUGAAAAUGCCACCGUGAAACACAUCAGUCUUCUCUCUGACAAGACGAGCAGUGCUCAGCGAUGGAAACAACUAGGCGGCCAACUGCAGUUUAACUGUUUACCAAAUGUGUGUGGAGAUUUAGAAUCUAUUUUGCAUAUGAAAUAUCAAGUUGCCAUGUUUGAGGAAUUGAGAAUCUUGUUAUUUUUUUUUAUAUCCUAUAAAGUAUUGCUAAUGAAGUUACUCCUUAUGCAUCAGUAUCUUUUAAAGAACAGUAAUGGGGGGAAAAUCGAGACAAGACUUUGUGUUUGGUUUUGGAUUGGAUAGUUUAAAAUGAGUCCAGUCCUUUCAAGUCCUCUUUGAUUAAAUUGGCAAACCCAUGUGAAGGCCAAUGAAUGUAUAUCUUUGUACAAAAACAUUUAGCUCAGAGAACGUGGUAGUUAUGAUAGACACAUGCAAGGAAAAUAACCUUUUAUAAGACCUUUUGUAUUAGAACAUUAACAUUGGUAAUUUUGUAUAUACGAAGACUAGGCUUUUUUGGUUAGCAGAAAGGUAAAAAAAAAACAUUCCUACAUUUUUUUUUUAAAGUGUAUGUCAAGAAUAAUUAUGUAAACACGUUGCGCAAUGUUUUAUGUGCCUUUUAUUUGGGUUGUCUAAAUAAAAGAAAAAUGUCAAGUA